Molecule: messenger RNA, 961 nt
Organism: Bacillus rossius redtenbacheri
Lineage: Eukaryota; Metazoa; Arthropoda; Insecta; Phasmatodea; Bacillidae
Exons: 2
Coding region: 268-882 (204 amino acids)
Source: RefSeq, a predicted model, not a curated record
GUUGUUUUACCCGUUAAUACGUAAAAACAGUUUCUUCUUUAUCUCGAUUGGUGCUAUUUAGGUCGUUGGUAUUUUCAUUCUCCUAUAUCAAGAAUUUUUAUGGAUGUGCGAGUAUUUUAUUUUAAGAUUUCGUGGUUUGCGACAGUAAACGGCGUGUAAAAAAGAUACCAAAUUUAUAAAAAUAUAUUUGCUAGUUUGCUACAACAGGUUUUCUUUGUUUUAUUUUUAAAGACUGUUCAGAAGAACACUAUCGUAAAGUUUCAGGGGAUGGCACUUGCAAAAAUUUUUUCUUCUGUAGCUGCAGCAGGGUCAGUUAUUGUCAGUGGAAUGAUAGCAUUAGAUAAUCAAGUGGCUGAAAUUGAGAGGAUAUCCAGUAGUUCCUCUUGCAGAUUUAAAGUACAAUAUAUAGACAACGAGUACGAUGUUCAUGAACGUGAUGCUGUGGUGUAUUUAUGUACAUCUGCCACUGCUGCCUUACCAGAUGCAGAAUGUAUCGAAUUGCAUCACUGGACAAUAUUGGUUUAUUUCGAAGACGGAGCUUUCAGAACGCUAGAUGGUGACUGUGAAGAUGACGAUGAAGGACGAAUAUACGGGCACUACAGUAAGGAGCGACGCCCCGAGUAUCACCACAUGAUAGAGCUGGGCAGCGUGAUGACGUCGCCGUACAAGCUGUGGAAGUGCGUCAGGGACUGUGCCCUAAACGGCACCCCCUACAAUGCCACCGUGAACAACUGCCAGGACUGGGUGCUAGCCGUGGCGAAGAAGCUCGGCAAUCACAUCUACAAGAAGUUGCAGGAGCAGCCCAGACUUUCCCCCAUCGCAAAGGGGUCCAUUGGGAUGUUCCAUGCGCUACGUAACUCUGCUUUACAUAGCAGCAGUUGAUCUUUCGAAACAUUGCCUCAAUGUAUUUGUAGAGCAGAUGGAGGAAAUAAAUUUUUUUUCUUGAUGAAAAUUGUUUUUA